Paramecium pentaurelia is the source of this 1676-nucleotide messenger RNA. NCBI's taxonomy places the organism in Eukaryota, Ciliophora, Oligohymenophorea, Peniculida, Parameciidae. The record is from the annotation of a GenBank genome assembly.
AUGUAACAAUAAUCUAAAUAGUUGGCAAAGGAGGAAGAAUAAAAGAAAGUGGAAAAUCAUAUUUUGGAGAAGUUUGAAUUAUUGGAAUUCAAAGGAAAAGGAGCAUAUGGAGUAGUAUGGAAGGCACUUGAUCGAAAAACAAAUUAGAUAGUAGCACUCAAGAAAGUAAAUGCUAUUAAUAGGAUUUAGAUUUUUGAUGCUUUUCACAAUGUUACUGAUUCUUAAAGAACAUUCAGAGAAGUGAUAUUCUUGGAGUAACUUAAGAAUCAUGAAAAUAUAAUCAAAUUGACAUCUGUUAUUAAGGCAGAGAACAAUAAAGAUUUGUAUAUGGUAUUUGAUUACAUGGAGACAGAUGUGCAUAAUGUAUGUAUACUUCAUUGAGAACUAGGUUAUUAGAGGAAAAAUUCUGCAACCUAUUCAUCAAAAAUAUAUAGUUUAUUAAGUGUUGAAAGGAUUGAAAUAUUUACAUUCUGGUGAAGUAAUUCAUAGAGAUUUGAAGCCUUCUAAUUUAUUGAUCAAUUCUGAAUGUAAAGUCAAGAUAGCAGAUUUUGGAUUGGCCAGAAGUGUAGCAAAACCAGAUGAUAACACAAAUCCAAUACUCACUGAAAGUGUGGCUACUAGAUGGUAUAGAGCUCCUGAGAUAUUAUUUGGAUCUUAAGAUUAUUCCAAAGCAAUUGACAUAUGGAGUCUAGGAUGUAUUGUGGGAGAGAUGAUAAUUGAAAAAGCCAUAUUUCCAGGGACUUCCACUAUGAAUUAGAUUGAAAAGAUAGGAGAACUAUUAGGACGACCUACUCCUGAUGAUCUAUAAUCUAUGCAUGCUCCAAUGGCAUAGUAGAUUAUGCAAAACAUUACAAUUAAAUAGAGAAGUAGUUUUGUGUCAAGUUUUCCAGCUGCCACAGAAGAUGCAAUUGAUUUCCUUAAGUAAAAUUAGAAUCUGUAUAUUUUAAAGGAAAACUUUGGUCUACAAUCCAUCUAAAAGAAUGACAGUAGAAUAGGCAUUGGAACAUAAUUAUAUCAAAGAAUUUAAGAAAAAAGAGUUGGAAUCUAAAAGAGGUAUAAUAUUAAUUGUAUAAAUAAUAGAUUCACCAUUUAACACAUUCAUGGAUGAUAAUUAAAAAUAUUCCAUUAAGUAAUAUUAGGAUGCUCUAUAUAAUCGUAUAGUUGAAAAAAAGAGAGUUGAAUAUAAAUAAGAUCUAAUUAAAAAUUCGAAUAAUGGAAGUGUUAAUACAAGUAUUGACAAGUCUGCAUCUCCGACUAAGAAGGAGACAUCCAUUGUAAAGAAAGAUGCUGAAAAAUCCAAAUAAGAUAAUGAUAUUCAGAAGUAUACGAGAGGUUUUCAUUAGAAAUCUUAGUCGUACUCUUAAGGGUAGUUUAUGGGUAGAACAGCUUCAUAAGAGGAUGUUUAGUUUUAGGUCUAGAUGUAUCAAAGUCCUACUUAAAAGAAGCAAUAAUCAAUGUUUCCAAUGGUCGAUUCCAAUAGUCCAUUAAAUAAAGGGAAUAGAAGAUCUUCUUUGGACAAGAAGUUGUUGAGCACCUUGACUGCGUCGAUGUAGAGUACUCUAUCUCAAUAGUAAUUGUCAAGAAAAGGAAUACAAGGUUCGAUAUCGAAAACAAAUGUUUUCAAUAAAUCUAUGAUAAAUACAUAAUACAACUCUUUAUUAUAGAAAAAGAAAUGA